This is a messenger RNA of Conger conger (European conger), 4705 nucleotides long. RefSeq names its product mitogen-activated protein kinase kinase kinase 7 (gene map3k7). The transcript is spliced from 17 exons. NCBI's taxonomy places the organism in Eukaryota, Metazoa, Chordata, Actinopteri, Anguilliformes, Congridae. Gene Ontology annotation, molecular function: MAP kinase kinase kinase activity; magnesium ion binding; ATP binding. Gene Ontology annotation, biological process: protein phosphorylation; positive regulation of canonical NF-kappaB signal transduction; JNK cascade. Bases 710 to 2506 code for a protein of 598 amino acids. The record is from RefSeq and is a predicted model, not a curated record.
UUCAAAGGAACACCGACUUCCUGGAGCUGCAGCAGGAGCAAGCUUGCUAACUGCGGAAAAAUAACAGUCAAUGGAAGCUUCGCUGUAAAGUUGAAAAGCGUAUUCAGAUGGGUCUAAAGCACCCAUUUUGUACAACAGAUAUGUCGAAUAGCAUCAGUUCUAGACGCAUUUAAUCGGGGUAUCGUCCAGGCUCCAUGUCUCAAUAUUACUGCGCCGAUGUGGGGAGCUCCACGGUGCGGUGUUGUUACUUGCAUCCGUAGGCUUUAGGCCACCAAGCGGCCUAAACGCAGUCACUUAGAGCUAGAUCAGUGACAGCUAGCUAGCUAGUUAGUUUGACCAAUACAUGGCUAUUUAUAUCGUGUAUCUUUUAAUUAUGCUGUAGCUAGUUGUGUGUUUAUGACACUUAGUUGGCUAACGUUAACUGAAUAUAACACAACUGGCUUGCCAGCUAGCUAGUUAGUUCUGUAGUUGCGCUGUAGGUUGCUAGCUAGCUAAUCUUCAACCUGGACAGCUAACGUUAAGUUAGCAAGCUAGCUAAGUUUUUCAAAGUGAUAAUUUCUCUAUUUGAGGUGUUUGUUUUUAUUGCAUACGUUUUAUUUUUCAUUUUAAAAACCUAUAAUUCAGGUAGAAAGACGUAACGUUACCUCCUGAAUGUUUGUUUCAUUUUAGCAAGGCUAGAUAGCCAUAACUCGGAAUUUGUCAUAUUGCAAUGUCUACACCUUCCGCCGAUAUGCUUGAAACCCCACCUGGAUAUCCCUUUGAAGAGAUAGAAUAUGGGGAUAUUGAAGUUGAAGAGGUGGUUGGAAGAGGAGCUUUCGGCGUUGUCUGCAAAGCUAAGUGGAGAGGCAAGGACGUAGCCAUCAAGACAAUAGAGAGCGAAUCCGAGCGAAAAGCGUUUAUAGUUGAGCUUCGACAACUUUCGCGGGUGAACCACCCCAACAUCGUGAAGCUUUAUGGUUCAUGUAAUAACCCAGUUUGCCUUGUGAUGGAAUAUGCUGAAGGAGGAUCUUUAUAUAAUGUGCUGCAUGGAGCCGAACCCCUCCCCUACUACACGGCGUCCCACGCCAUGAGCUGGUCCUUACAGUGUUCCCAGGGGGUCUACUAUCUCCACGGCAUGAAGCCCAAAGCCCUCAUCCACAGGGACCUCAAACCACCGAACCUUUUGCUUGUGGCGGGAGGGACCGUGCUGAAGAUCUGCGACUUCGGAACGGCCUGCGAUAUUCAGACGCACAUGACCAACAACAAAGGGAGCGCCGCCUGGAUGGCCCCGGAAGUGUUUGAAGGCCACAACUACAGCGAGAAGUGCGACGUGUUCAGCUGGGGCAUCAUUCUCUGGGAGGUCAUCACGCGCAGGAAGCCCUUCGACGAGAUCGGAGGCCCCGCCUUCCGCAUCAUGUGGGCCGUGCACAACGGUACGCGGCCGCCCCUGAUCAAGAACCUUCCGAAGCCCAUCGAGAGCUUGAUGACGCGCUGCUGGUCCAAAGACCCCUCACAGCGUCCCUCCAUGGAGGAGAUUGUGAAGAUCAUGACCCACCUCAUGAAGUACUUUCCAGGAUCCGAAGAACCCCUGCAGUAUCCCUACCAGUAUUCGGAUGAAGGUCAGAGUAACUCUGCCACCAGCACAGGGUCCUACGUGGAAUACACCUGCACCAGCACCAGUAACAAGAGUGACAUUAACAUGGAACAGGGAGACUCUCAGGGGAGCAACGACACCAUCAAGAUCAUGGAGACAAAGUUUGUACCUCCAUUCAAACCAAAGGGAGACACGAUGUGGAGCCCCCUGUCCAGAGGGGGCAGUGUGGAGAGCCUGGCUGGGCGGCCGCAGUGCCUGGCGUCCCUCGACAGCAAGCGAAUGAGCACCGACCUAUCAGAGCUGGAGCACAGGAUGCCCUUCGGACCCGCAGCACGCCCCCAGUAUAAGCGAGGUCACCGUAAAACCGCCUCGUUCGGCACCAUUCUGGACGUUCCCAAGAUCGUCGUCACAGCCAGCUGCGAGGCCCAGAGACGCAGAUCCGUGCAGGACCUCCCCGGGAUCAGCAGCGAGUCCAGCCAGGGGAGCAGGAACAGCAGCCGGUCUUCCAGCCCCAGCAUGAGGAUGGUCACGUCGGACAAGAGGGGCUACAGCUUCUCCCCAGACGACCCCACAGAUACAAACGGAUCGGACAACUCCAUUCCCAUGGCCUAUCUGACACUGGACCACCAGCUUCAGCCCCUCGCACCCUGUCCUAACUCCAAAGAGUCCAUGGCCGUGUUUGAGCAGCACUGCAAAAUGGCCCAGGAGUACUUGAAAGUCCAGACGGAAAUCGCUCUGCUGCUACAGAGGAAGAAAGAGCUGACGGCCGAGCUGGACCAGGACGAGAAAGACCAGCAGAACGCCUCCCGCCUGGUCCAGGAGCACAAGAAGCUGAUGGAGGAGAACAAGAGCCUGUCCACGUACUUCCACAAGUGCAAGAAGCAGCUGGAGCUCAUCCGCGCACAGCAGCAAAAGAGACAGGGCACCUCGUGACCACCAUCUUCCCCCUCCUACACCCCCACCCCUCCCCUCCAAUGCCUCUCCACCACGGCCCCCCCCGCCCCACCCAUCCACCCUCCCUCCCCCCUUCACCUUAUCAUGUGGGACAUGGGUAAUGGGUUUCCCUGGUCUAUAGGUUACUGGCUUUCUUGCACUGUAAGAGACCUAGAAUCUACUGUGUUCGAGCAUGCUGCAUCACGCACCCGAUGUGACUUCAGAACAGGGAGGGGGAAUGGGGAGAAUGCGGAGGAAGGGAGGGACCGGGGCGCCAUUCCCGUUGACAAUCAAGGCUACCGCCGCAUCCCGGUUAAGGCGUAAGGAAUGGCAAUGCGGUCCGCGUUUCGUUCUUUCAACCGUCUGGUGAGCGCCGACACAGUAGACGCGGAUCGAACGUGCGUGGCUUGGUCCGAGCGAGGGUCGUCCCAGCAAUACCCGUUGCAAUGAGAGCGUAGGAGAAUCCCAGGAAGGCGUGUAACGCCCCAGUCAGGACUUCCAGGAGCACCACGGGUGGAGAGGCUGAGAUGUUUUUAGCGGAUCUGGUGAGACACCCCCCACCCACACAUCUCAGCCUCUCUUAAGAGAGCACAGCAACCAGCACGUCAGUCGUGGUGCAAAUUACCCCCCCCCCCCCAAUCAAAGAGGAACGGGGUGGGUUUGGAUGGCCACGUUUCCAACAAAACAUUACCAGUGCAUUUUAACUGAACAGGCUGUGCGUGCCACACACCAAACCGAUUGUUUUGACGUCGCGUAUUUGAUUGUAUACCUUUUUCGCCUUCGUUGGAACGUGGCCGUUGCUAGGGUACCGGGGUUUCGUCUGGGGGGCGAAUGCUCAUUGGUGGCUCUUCUACCCCUGUAAAGAAUUUAAUGUGAACGUAAGCAGAGUGAGUGACGUCUACCGCAACUUCUUCACUAACAUGAAAUGUUCUUGUUUUUUUUUUGUUUUUUUUGUUUGUUUAAAUGGUGGAUCUAUUUUAAGUAUAGCUUUAACUGUACAUGGGUCAAAUAUCCAGAGAAAGACAAGGAAUGUAUGGCGAGUUUCAAUACAAUCCUUGAAUUUAUCUUCACAUAAUAAGAUGCAAGACUUGUUUUAUUUCCAUUUUCUCCAGGUUUUUUUUUUUUUUUUUUUUUUUAAAGCAAAGCAACCAAAUAAUUAACAAUGCUGAAUGAAAUUCUGUUGACCGUUUGCUCCGUGCAGUUGUACCAGGUACUUUAAACUUUAAGCAGAUUUUGGCUUUGCAGUAACAGUGUUUCACACUAAAAACAAGAAAUCGCUCUGCCUGUCAUCUGCUGAACGUGCAAAAGGAGAGGCGACAUUUUAAACAAGCAUCACGGGUUCACCGUUUUUUGUUUUUUUUUUCGCCGUUUUUUUUCUACGAAGUAGGUUUCGCAUGACGCGUAGGCCGGUUUGUGGACAGUAGCUUUGCUCCGGUACUUCGCAUAACAGAAAGGCUUCCUCCGCCUCAACACAGUACAUUUUUAGUUCACAGAGAUGCCUUAGAAUUGUAUCGCUUGCAGUUUAAAGUAUUUCAUUUGUUUUCGCCGUACUGAAAGCUUGUCAAACUGAACCUCGUGUAACGUAAUUAGCCGUCUGAAAAAUGUGACUUCUACUACUCCGGGAAUUGCAUAUGCAAAUGAACAAACCAGGAAGCAGGAAGCCGAUGCCCCUGAUUGUUCGCUGUAAUUGAUUGUCGAAGAUAUGCUGCAAAGGAAUUCUCGUUCGCUUUUGAAUUUCCGAAACCCUGGAGAGUCGCUCAUGCAAUGAAUGAAUGAAUGAAUCUACUUGGCUUCUGCAACGCUGAGGAGUGCACCUUUUAAUUUAAGUGUGUACCUUUAUACUGUUUUAAUUUUACAUGCACUCUAGGCCCCUCAAUGUUUUGCACAAUCAGAUGGUUUUACUGAACACCCGUUAGCAAAUAAUUAUACAGUUGAAGUCUUGUAUGUGAAAACAGCUGUUUUAUUAUACAAGCCAAAUAAAUAGUAACUUAUCGAUAUGUAUAGAAUACAUAUUUAAACAAUUCAGUUAUGAUAUGCAGUGAGGUUUUUUCCCCACAUAUUUUUUUUUUUUAAGGUUUUGAGUUCACGCUAUACUAUUUACUAUGUACUGUAUAUAAAAUAUCUGAUUUCUUAAGCUAUGGAUAUGGGAAUAAAUCAGUGGAAACAGGAACUGUGGUGAAAUAAAGGGAUUGAAGAAUG